Aspergillus clavatus NRRL 1 is the source of this 1275-nucleotide messenger RNA. RefSeq lists its product as uncharacterized. The transcript is spliced from 3 exons. The coding region runs from base 1 to 1275 and encodes 424 amino acids. NCBI's taxonomy places the organism in Eukaryota, Fungi, Ascomycota, Eurotiomycetes, Eurotiales, Aspergillaceae. The record is from RefSeq and is a predicted model, not a curated record.
AUGUUUAUCCCCUACACCACACCAUCUUCUAAGUGUAACCACAACACGCGCCGGGUGAUCAACACUAUUGUUGCUGUAAAUGCUAGUGACAGGCGUCGCCUUCACAAUAGGGUUGAUAAUAUUAACGCAGCUCGAGAAUCAAGCGAUGGCAUGAGGAUUCUAGAUUGGUUUCAAACCCCUGACUCACCUCUCCCUGCGAGGGGCCGUCGCCAGCAUCAGAAACCGCUGGCGGACGAGGGCCAGGGGCCCGAAAACGUGGCGCGGCUGACAGCGGCUGGCCCUAUUGUUCCUUCAAUUAAAGCUUCCAUUGCAGAAAGUCGGUUCUAUCCUAUCAGUGGGCUGGAGGGUGAUUCCCGGGGACCGCUUGUCUUUCACGGGCUCAGUUACUAUGAAGCGAUUCUGUACCAUCGCCAGCGUCUGCUGGACGCUGUGCAUUCCAGACUCUCCAGGCGCCAGGUGGAUGAUGUACUCAUUCAAACCAUCUGUAUCAUGAUUUCGGUGGAUGAGUAUCUUGGAUUUAGUGAGUAUCGGCCGGCGCAUCUAAAGGGACUUCGAGACGUCAUGAAAAUCCGCGAAGCCCACAAUACUCCCAGGCGGUCGCGCUCCAACCUGGAUCCCAGCUCAGUUGCGACAUAUCUGUCCACGGCCAUGCUGGUGCUUACAAGCAAGAAGAUGGUUGAAUUUCAUUUAGAGAGCAAUCUCUUUCAAUAUAGCAAUGCACUUGCAGCCCCCGCAACCUGUUUGCCUUCUCCAUCUUCAGCGCGGGAACUAGAAAUGAGGAUGAAGGGUCUACCCCCUGGCUUCGCAGACCUGAUUCGACGCGGCAUUCUUGCGGAAAAGAUGAUAAGCCUACUUGGGAACUUUUCCUCUUGGUUUGUUCAGGGGAUGGGCACACAGCCUACCAAUCGGGAAAGCUGGCGAUACUCAAAUUUCCAACCUGAAAAUCGGCUUGAGGAAUGUAUCAGCACGGCUUUAUUAUGUCUAGCGGAUGACCUCAGCUCCAUGGAGCUGUGGGCUUUGCCACCCCUCGCCGACUGUAUGAUGUGGAUGUCCACCGUCAUUGCAAUACCGCGGAAUAAAACGUUGAUCGCUCACGAUGACCAAAUGGCGUUGUUGAGGAGGUCCAUAGGGAACAAGUCCCUCCAUCGGUUCUCUGAUGAGAUUGAAGUAGUUCUGCAGCGUUUCUUCUACGACCAGAGCCGCGUAAUGGACUGGCAAGAAGCCUGGAAUCUGGCUUUGACUGUCACGAAUGAUCAGCCAUUGAGUGAUUUUUGA